Molecule: messenger RNA, 2386 nt
Organism: Ceratotherium simum simum (southern white rhinoceros)
Lineage: Eukaryota; Metazoa; Chordata; Mammalia; Perissodactyla; Rhinocerotidae
Source: RefSeq, a predicted model, not a curated record
UAUUCUCACCAGAGAGGCACAAGCGCUCUGUCCCUUCCAGCGGCAGGCAGGCGGAGGGAAGAGAAAGGGUCUGUUGUUUUUCUCUCCUUGUUUCUCUCUCCCUCACUGCUGAUCACCAAGCUGCUGACCAGGUCAGAAAGCCCCGAUGGAAAUCCUCCAGUGCUAGGCAGGCCCCUCCUCCUCCAGGGAGCUUGUCCUUGACUAAUUUUUCUUUGUCCCGAUGGGAAAAAAAGAGAGAGAGAAAGAAGAAAAAAGAAAAACCACAAACUUCCUUUGAAAACAAGCUUUCAGUCAGGGCCUGGAGCGCAAACCCUACACUCAGCGACUUAGGAAUCCGAAGACGCCCUGAGCCGCUCGGGUGCACCUGGACUGCGCCCCUGCCUCCCCGGUAGUGUCCCCGGUUGGGCGUGGGUGUGAGUCCGGAAGUGGCCACGACCCAGUCAGGACUGCUGCUUGUAAACCCAUAUAAACCUGUGAAAGCUCUGGCGUUGACAGCUGGAAGACAGCUGGGACUGUGGCGACGCCCCUCAUUGUACCCACCUCCCCCAUCGAAUUGCCAGAGCUGAACUCUCCUUCUCAGUCCUGGAACAGCACCCACUUCUUUAAGGGAAGCUGACUCCACCCAAUGUCUUCAAUCUCACUGGAAUCAUCCCUCCCAAGCCUGAAAGCCCUGUAUCCUCGUUGGUCGCAUCUGGUCGCAGCAAGUUAGAGGUGAAAGAGCUCAGGCUGGGGCCCUUCUGUUUACCUAAGCUCUACUACCCAGGAGUGACUGUACAUGAGACACUAUCUAGCCUUCCACACUAUGUUCCUUUUCUAAGACUUUUCUGUGUCAAUUUUGCUUUCCAGCCCAAUGAUCUCCUUCUUAUUGGAUUAGUCUCUCUUUGGCAUACCAAGCCUAGAUUAGGCAAGUCCUGGAGGACAAAGUCCUUUGAUGCGCAUCAGUUGACCCCUUUUGACCAUGGAACACCAUCAACCCGAGCAUCCAGCCUCUAAUAAGGCCAAGACUGCAGAAGCAGUCAUCCCUGAAAACCACGAGGUCCUGUCAGAACCCGAUGAGCACCCUCAGGACAAGGAUACCAGAGAUGCUGAUGGGGUGGCCAGAGAGCAGGAGCCAGAAGACCAAGCCUCACUGCUGGCCCAGGGCCAGGAUAACCUUGAGUCCCCUCCACCUGAUGCUGGCUCAAGCCAACUGGAGCCAGCCCAGGGGACGCAGACUGAGAUAGAGACAGUGGGGGCAUGCUCCAGACCCCAGGAGCUUCCCCAGUCCCCCAGGGUCCGACAGCCUGAGCUAGAUUUCUACUGUGUAAAGUGGAUCCCGUGGAAGGGAGAACGGACACCCAUCAUCACCCAGAGCACUAACGGCCCCUGCCCUCUCCUUGCCAUCAUGAACAUCCUCUUUCUUCAGUGGAAGGUAAAGCUGCCACCUCAGAAGGAAGUGAUCACGUCAGACGAGCUCAUGGCUCAUCUUGGAGACUGCCUCCUGUCCAUCAAGCCCCAGGAAAAGUCAGAGGGACUUCAGCUUAAUUUUCAGCAGAAUGUGGACGAUGCAAUGACAGUGCUGCCUAAACUGGCCACAGGUCUGGAUGUCAACGUGCGAUUCACAGGCGUCUCUGAUUUUGAGUAUACACCCGAGUGCAGUAUCUUUGACCUACUAGGCAUACCUUUGUACCACGGCUGGCUUGUUGAUCCACAGAGUCCUGAGGCUGUGAGUGCAGUUGGGAAACUGAGUUACAACCAGCUGGUAGAGAAGAUCAUCACCUGCAAGCACUCCAACGACACCAACCUCGUGACCGAAGGCCUGAUCGCAGAGCAGUUCCUGGAGACCACCGCGGCACAGCUGACCUACCAUGGUCUGUGUGAGCUAACGGCUGCUGCCAAGGAGGGUGAACUUAGCGUCUUUUUCCGAAACAACCACUUUAGCACUAUGACUAAGUACAAGAGUCACUUGUACCUACUGGUCACCGACCAGGGCUUUCUACAAGAGGAGCAAGUGGUGUGGGAGAGCCUGCACAAUGUGGAUGGAGACAGCUGCUUUUGUGACUCUGACUUUCACCUAAGUCAUUCCUUGGGCAAGGGACCUGGAGCAGAAGGUGGGAGUGGCUCCCCAGAAAAGCAGCGGCAGGUAGACCAGGACUAUCUGAUCGCCUUGUCCCUACAGCAGCAGCAGCAGCAGCAGCAGCCACGAGGCUCAUUGGGUCUUAGUGACUUGGAACUGGCCCAGCAACUUCAGCAAGAGGAGUACCAACAGCAACAAGCGGUCCAGCCUGUACCAGCACGGGCCCCAUCACCACAGGGGAGAGGAGCCACCUCUGGACGCCCAGCCGGGGAGCGUAGGCAGAGGCCGAAGCAAGAAUCUGACUGCAUCCUCCUGUAGCCUGCUCGGUGC